UGCCCACUUUGUCUGUGUGGCAUUUGUACUGUUGUUGAAAUGCCAUGCUUAGAGUUUUAUCUAAAUUGGAAGCUAUCUUCCAAAUCACAGCAUGGUGUCUGUGAAACCCUCUCCAGCACCUUGUCAGCAGCUCAGAUCUGCUUUCAUGAGGCUCAUUACAACCAGAAAGGCAACGUUUGGCCAUAGGGUCUGUCUCUGCAGGAUUUAAAUGGUUGGCAAUAGAUGCCUGUUGUGGUUAUGAGGAGAGGUUUUCAAAAAGGCAUUGCAACCCCCCACCAGGUCGGCAUCCUCUAUAAACCGAAGGAGCAGCAGGAGAGCGAUGUGCAGCCUAACCCAUACCACGUGUCAAAAUGUGUCCUCCUGCCACCUUCCACAAAAGCCUAUGGGCUCAUGGACAGUUUUUAUUACAGUCCAGUAACUGUCUCAGGGGACUCAAACACUGCCUUCCUCAAGAAAUUCUGUUCUUUCAAACUACUUUUCAUUUCUACAUUUUCCUGCCUUUUCGGAAUACUGGGAGAGGGAAGUUACAACAGGUAUGUUUCACAUAAUGUGUAUUUUGGCUAAAAAUUCUCAGUUGAACUCUACUAUCUCCAACAGGUCCUGACACUUUUAGCACUCUGAGCGACUUGGACUGGUAAAAUAGUAAAGAAAUGGAAACACUUUUCAAAAAUGUGCUUAUUUAUUUCUCUGAAAUAGAUUUCUCACUUGCAGUGUUCAGUUUCAGGCAUGAGUUCUAAUGAAAGUUCACGUCUUUGUGACAGACUCUUGGCUUCCACCCUUGGCUUUGUUUCCUUUGCUAGAGUUACAUGUUUCUUCAAGUUCUACAGAAAGGUACUGUAUAGGACAUCUGGCAUCUGUGUUCAGUGAGCUGUCAUUCUGUUUUUUUACAUUCUUGUUCAUUUUAUGAAACCCUUUUCAAAGGAGGGUUAACAGUUAUUUUUUCAUCAUGCUUUGGGAUAGCCAUCCUUCCCUUUUCCCUCCUCCUCAACCCCAACCCUUCCCUCCUUCACCAUGUCUCAUUGGCUUUACGUACCAAAAGCUCUCUUUUUCCAGCCUCUUUGAACAUAGCAGGAGUGAAGAGCUAGGACCUGCUGAUGGUUUUUAUUGCUUCGAAGUUGAAGUGCCCAUCAAACAACUUGGCUGGCAGUCCGAGAUGGCACUCCUCCAACCCCGGGCACUUGCUCUCAUUUUCGUUAUACUGGCGAACGUCUCCGGGCAGCAUGAGGACAACCACAUCCCCACUCUGUGCUCUGGGCAACCUGGAAUCCCAGGAUCCCCUGGGGCACAUGGAAGCCCUGGCCAGCCUGGGCGAGAUGGACGAGAUGGGCGAGAUGCACCACCCGGAGAGAAGGGGGAAAAAGGGGAGCGGGGAGAGCCAGGUUUGUCGGGUGUAAGGGGCAUCGCUGGAGACAAAGGGGACCCUGGCGAGAAGGGAGAGCGCGGUGAGCAGGGGGAGUGUGCGGUGGCCCCAAAGUCAGCGUUCAGCGCCAAGCUGUCGGACAAACACCCUUUGGGCUUCGCUCCGGGGGAGGCUGUCCGCUUUGAUGUGGCCGUGCUCAACGAGCAGGGUGAUUACAGCGCGGAGACGGGCCGCUUCACUUGCAGGGUGCCAGGGGUGUACUGCUUCACGGUUCACGGCACCGUCUACCGCUCAAGCCUGCAGUUUGACCUGAUGAAGAACGGUCACGCCAUGGCCUCCUUCUUCCAGUUCUACGGCAACUGGCCCAAGCCGGCUUCGCUCUCUGGGGGAGCCCUGCUGCACCUGGUGCCCGGGGACCAAGUGUGGGUGCAAGUGGGCCUUGCGGAGUAUAGCGGCUUUUACUGCAGUCCGAAGACGGACAGCACGUUUGCCGGCUUCCUGGUGUACUCGGACUGGAAGAGCUCUGCUGUUUUUGCUUAGCCCGUUUCUUUUGCUCGGUGUUAAAAAUGAGUCUAUUUGAAAAAGAUGGGGAAACUGAAUAGAUUCUUUGCUCAGCGGCUAGGUGAAAUCUGAGGCUUUAGGAUUUAGUGUAAUUUUUGAUUCUUAGAGAUUG
This is a messenger RNA of Scleropages formosus (Asian bonytongue), 2033 nucleotides long. Its product is annotated as complement C1q tumor necrosis factor-related protein 5-like. The transcript has 3 exons. NCBI's taxonomy places the organism in Eukaryota, Metazoa, Chordata, Actinopteri, Osteoglossiformes, Osteoglossidae. Gene Ontology annotation, molecular function: protein binding. Bases 947 to 1900 code for a protein of 317 amino acids. The record is from RefSeq and is a predicted model, not a curated record.